GAUAUAGAUAGAGAUAUAGGAGUGUUUGUAUUUGUGUAUAUAUAUAUAUAUAUAGCUGUGGUUUGUGGUCAUGCGAUUAUCUAGGGCUGCUAUUUUGAAUAAAAAUAGGAAUAAGAGAGUAAUUAGGGCGAAACAGAAACAUAAGAGGCUUGAUGCGAUAUGUGAGACUACGUAUACUGAGAAUCGUGUUAGGAUAGAGUCUCCGAGAGCGAGUGAAGCUAAUGGCGAUACGUCGGAGGUUAGACGGAGUGGAAGGGUGAGACGAGCGCCGUUAGUGCUGGAUGCGUCUCCGCCUCCUGUUAAGAAGAGGCGGAAGGUAAACGAGGAUGGGGAUAGGGGAAGGGGAGUUGUGCGUUUGAAAAUAGAGUCGGAUUCGUUGGGGUUGGAGGAGGAGGAAGAAGAGGGUGAAUGGAAGAGUAGGUUGAGAGCUAGGGGUAGGAAGGUGAGUUUUGUGAGUGAAGAGGCGUCGUCUCCCAGGAGUAAGAAGAAGCUUUUUGCUCGUGUGGAUGAUGGUAAGGAAAAUGGGAUGGAUUCAGGAUUAGGUGACGAUAAAGGUGGUUUGGUUGGGAAAAGCUUGAUGGUUGUGCAGUCAAAGCGACCUGGCAGAAUUAAAGCUUCAAAUGUUGUGAGCAAUGGAGAUAUUGGUUUGGUAAACAUUGAUAAAGAUGGGGAAGAUGCAACUGAUCUACCUGUAGUAGGAGACGAGAAUAAAAGCAUUUUGUUGGAUGAACGGUUAACUGAUAAUGGUGCUGUUGUUGGGUCAUCAGAGCAGGGGAAGGAAGUUCCAGUUAGUGUUGGUUCCGAUGACAUUGCCAAAGAUAUGGUACAAUCUGAUGAACAGAGUACACCAGUGGAGCAAGCUGAAUCCCGGGAGAACGAAAAUGGUUGUUUUCAUCAAGAAGUUAUCGGUGUCUCAGGAGAUGGUGGUGAAGAUCGUACCUUCGAUGUUAAUCAUCCACCAGAGGAUAGCACUAAAAAGGUCGGUGAAGACAAGUAUUCUCCGGCUCAUAGACCGCAUAAACCCCGGAUCAAGAAGGGAAGAUGUUGUGGUUUGUGUGGGGGAGGAAAUGAUGGUAAACCUCCGAAAAAGUUAAUGCAUGAUGGGGCUGGCAGCGAUAAUGAGGAAUACAGUGGAUCCUCUUCGUCUGAGGAACCCACAUAUGAUUUAUUAGAUGGAUUUGGUGAUGAGCCAGGCUGGCUUGGACAACUCUUGGGACCUAUAAAUGACCGGUUUGGGAUUGCUGGAAUAUGGGUCCACCAACAUUGUGCCGUAUGGAGUCCAGAGGUUUAUUUUGCCGGUUUGGGAUGCUUGAAAAAUGUGAGAUCAGCUCUUUUCAGAGGGAAGGUAUUGAAAUGCAGCAGGUGUGGUAGGAGAGGAGCUACAAUUGGAUGCCGUGUGGACAGGUGCCCAAAAACAUAUCACCUGCCUUGUGCUCGUGUAAACGGUUGCAUAUUUGAUCACCGUAAGUUUCUCAUAGCCUGCACAGACCAUCGACAUCUAUUUCAACCACAUGGACGCAAAUAUUUUGACAGAUUAAAGAAAAUUAAAACUAAAAAGCUGAAAUUAGAACUGAGAAAGCUCUGUAAUGAUGCCUGGCGGAAGGAUCAUGAAGCAGAAGAGAAGUGGUUAGAGAAUUGUGGGGAAGAUGAGGAAUUCUUAAAACGUGAAAGCAAGAGGCUUCAGCGAGAUUUGUUGAGGAUUGCCCCUGUUUAUAUUGGAGGGUCAACAUCAGAAAACCAACAACCUUUCCAUGGUUGGGAAUCUGUUGGUGGGCUUCAAGAGGUAAUCCAAUCUUUGAAGGAAGUUGUUAUAUUGCCCCUAUUAUAUCCAGAGUUCUUUAACAAUAUUGGGCUUACUCCUCCUAGAGGAGUCCUUUUGCAUGGAUAUCCUGGAACUGGUAAAACUUUGGUUGUUCGCUCAUUAAUCGGUUCGUGUGCACGUGGCGAUAGACGAAUCGCUUAUUUUGCUCGUAAAGGUGCAGACUGUUUAGGGAAAUAUGUUGGUGAUGCUGAGCGCCAGCUCAGACUUCUCUUUCAGGUGGCUGAGAAAUCUCAACCGUCAAUAAUAUUCUUCGAUGAGAUUGAUGGCUUGGCUCCUUCACGCACUAGGCAACAAGACCAGACACAUAAUUCUGUUGUGUCCACUUUACUUGCUCUACUCGAUGGUCUAAAAUCAAGAGGAUCAGUUGUAGUAAUAGGUGCAACAAAUCGUCCUGAUGCUAUCGAUCCAGCUUUAAGGCGUCCUGGGAGAUUUGAUAGAGAAAUUUAUUUCCCACUUCCUUCAGUUAAAGAUCGUGAAGCUAUUCUAUCACUUCAUACCCAGAAAUGGCCAACACCUGUGGCUGGAUCAUUAUUGAAGUUGAUUGCAAAAGAAACCGUGGGGUUUGCUGGUGCUGACCUGCAGGCUCUUUGUACUCAAACAGCUAUUAUAGCAUUAAAAAGGAGUUGUCCAUGGGAAAAGCUUCUCACAACUGCUGAAGAGAAAGGGCCUUAUGGUAAACGUCCAGUUCUCCCCACAUUUGCAGUUCAAGAGAGAGACUGGUUGGAAGCUCUUUCAAGUGCACCACCUCCGUGUUCUCGCAGAGAGGCGGGAAUGGCAGCUAACGAUAUAGUUUCGUCUCCUAUUCCGGUUCAUCUUUUUCCAUGUAUGCUGCAAUCACUUUCGGAUUUUCUUGUUUCAUUGUAUUUAGAUGAACGUGUCUGUUUGCCGCCUUCUCUUUCUAAAGCUGCAGCAGUUAUCAAAACUGUAAUUGUCUCUGCCUUGGAUAGAAAGAAAGAGAAUAGUGACUGUUGGUGGUCUCAAGUUCAGGAUUUGCUCAAAGAAGCUGAUGUUGCAAGGGAUGUAGAAUCAAAUCUGUUACGUGCCAAUGUUUUGGUUUUAAAUAAUAAUUUUUCUGGUUUGGACGCCUUUAAUGAUGAUACUGAUGACCAGCAUGCUAAGUUUGGACCCUCUAAAGUGCACAAUGGAUUCUUGCAAAAUAAUUUGGUGUCUGGUCUAUCUCAUUCAUCUGGAAAGAAGCUGGGUUUUUGUGUAUUAAUAUCUGGUAGUCCAAGAAGUGGCCAGAGGCAUCUCGCUUCUUGCAUCCUUCAUUCUUUUGUUGGAAAUGCUGUGCUUCAGAAAGUCGAUUUGGCUACCAUGUUGCAGGAAGGAGCAGGAGACAUGGUUCAGGGGCUGACUCAAAUUUUAGUGAGAUGCGCCAGUGUUGGUUCAUGUAUGGUAUUCAUGCCAAGAAUUGAUCUGUGGGCCAUAGAAACAUGCCAUCGAGUGAGCGAAGACAAUUGUGUCUCAUCAAAAUCUGUUGGAUUGUCCGAUGCUGAUGAUUUAGUUUCAAGGGCCUCUGAUCUUUGGAGGUCAUUUGUCGAGCAAGCGGAGUCCAUAUUCAUCAGUUCAUCCUUGAUGAUAUUGGCCACAACUGAAGUUCCUUUCGAAUUGCUCCCCCUAAGAAUUACGGAUUUCUUUGGCAAAAAUAAACAGAAUCUCAGUUCUUCAAAUAACACAGGGAGUACUGUACCAAGAUAUUCUGUACAUGUUGAGGGGAAUUUUGACCGUGAUAUGGUCAUCGGUUCAUCUGCAACUAAAUUAUCAAAUGACGUGGCUCGAUAUUUUGUUGAGCUGAUUCAUCAUAAAACGCAUAUUCAGGAAAGUUCAAUUAUGGGUAAUAAAUCUUAUGGCAAUGUUGAAGCUGACGUUGAUACAGUACGCGCUAACCUAGACUCUGACAUAGCCAUAGAAUAUAGGUCAAAACUUCAAACAUCUACACCCCCGCCUAACAAAAAGGAGGAGAAAGGGAAAUCCAACUUGUUGUCAGCAAUAUCAACAUUUGGCUACCAGAUCUUGCAAUAUCCCCAUUUUGCUGAACUUUGUUGGGUAACAUCGAAGUUAAAGGAAGGCCCUUCUGCUGAAAUUGAUGGGCCUUGGAAGAGCUGGCCUUUUAACUCUUGUAUUAUUCGACCUAAUGAUAGUUCUGGCAAUGUUAAAAGCAAAGAAAAACAUGGUAUAGUUCGUGGCUUAACUGCUGUUGGUUUAUCAGCUUAUAGAGGUGUGUACUCCUCCCUAAGAGAAGUUUCAGCAGCUGUUCGGGAGGUAUUGGAGAUUUUAACUUCACUAAUUAAUGCCAAAGUUGAGGGUGGGAAAGAUAGAUACCAAUUUGUUCAUCUGUUAUCGCAAGUCGCUUAUCUUGAAGAUAUGGUAAAUAGCUGGGCAUACACACUGCAGAGUUUUGAGGCACCUCAACCCUUUAAGUCAAUCACAAAGCUUUACGAGAACAAGACUACAGAAGAUGCUGUUUUUGAAGGUGAAAAUUGCAUGGACAAACCACAACAUCUGGAACAUGAGAAAGAAAAUACUGUAGGAGAUGAAUACACCAACCAGUUAGUUUCUGUGAUUAACGAAUCGAACCAUAUUAUAGAAACUCAAGGGUCUACUUCCUUCAAGGAUCAAGCAGAUACUCAUACUCACGUAGUAAACGGGUCAAAUGGGGUUCUAGAAUGUUCAGAGAUCAAAUUCAUGGUACAUUCUAAUGGAUUUGCUUGUGAAGAAUCAGUUGCCAUCCAAAAUGAUGGCCCUUGUAGCUCAAUUGUAAAGUUUGAUGCAAAUGAUAACUCAGUUGAUAAAAAUAUGAAUAUUGACUUGUCUGUGGACCCAGCUGCUAAGUCUGCAGUUACUCCGUCUGGUGUAUGCUUGUAUCGUUUUUGCUCGAAAUGCAUGUUCAGCCUGCAGCAUGUGAUGCGAAGGAUUCUGGUCAGUCAGUGGCACAAAUCAAGUACUUGGACAACAGAGGAUGUUCAUGACACAGUAACAUCAUUAUCUUUAAAUCUUUACACAGCUGUAAGGGAAUUUUGUCAAUCUGAAAGUCGGGAUAAUAUUAGGACAUUUUUUGAAAGUCGGGAAGUGGGGACUUGUGAAUGUGAAAUUUCUGGAAAUAGAGUAACCAUGGGGAUGGAGUGUGGUUGCCAUUCAGAAAGCAGCAGCACAACUGGACAUGGACUUGAUUCAGAAUUAAUUUUCAGAAAUGGUGUAGUAACCGUGUUAGACCCUGAAACCGAUGUUUCUUUUCACUGUAAAUUUCAGACACUAUGCCUUUGUUCUCUUAUAGAGUAUAUAGUAAUGACCAAACAGCCUUCUGGUUGAUGUGACGUUGCAGCGUUAGUUGGCUUUGAUUUGGCAAUUUUGAUUGAUUGCGGAUAUAGGUGUUAAAACUUCUUAAGAGAUUAAAGGAAAAAAAAACAAAAUUUUGAUC
Erigeron canadensis is the source of this 5240-nucleotide messenger RNA. RefSeq lists its product as uncharacterized. Gene Ontology annotation, cellular component: nucleus. Lineage: Eukaryota; Viridiplantae; Streptophyta; Magnoliopsida; Asterales; Asteraceae. The transcript has 6 exons. Gene Ontology annotation, biological process: positive regulation of transcription by RNA polymerase II. The record is from RefSeq and is a predicted model, not a curated record. Gene Ontology annotation, molecular function: ATP binding; ATP hydrolysis activity; chromatin binding. Bases 71 to 5131 code for a protein of 1686 amino acids.